GGCUCUCAGUGACUCAUCAGGAUAGUGUCAACCUGCUUUGAAUAGCUGACUGAUAUGACCGCAGAUAGCAGUCUUUGGCAUUGGGCGAAUCUGACUGCUGACUCCCAAUGUGAUGCGGAAUGCAAAGUCAACGCUGGACUAAAAGAGCGGGGCACUUGGUGGGAAGGUGUUGACCAGGCCGCUGACCAAGUGUGCUGGGGUUGCGAGCAGGAGCCAUGGCCGAACGAAAGAAGCUAUGGCCAUCAGAUUUGGAAUGCAAUACACCAGGCAAAUCUUCCUAUCCGACAGGUGGCAGCCAAAACAAAUCUGUGGAGUGUGCCAUGCCCAAGAGGUAUUGAGCGGCGAGGUCGUGGAACACGAUGUUUGAUUGGCCACUACGUGUAUGGCAUAAUGUGCUUCUUUAAAUGGAUGGGUGAACCGGGACAGGAAAAUUUUGCAUUGACAAACUUGGAAAGUGUUAUGGAUUUGGCACCCAUCGUGCAAAAGUCACCCUGUAAGGAUAACUGGGCUUUUCCAGUUGCAGAAGUUUCUGAGAAUUAUGAACGAAUCUUGACCUUAGUUUGGCAUCUUCAUGUGCCAGUUCCAGACCACUGGCUGCCAGCGUCUGGCCCGCUUCGCUGCAAACGGGACAGAGCGAGAGAGCCCCAAGAGAGACCGUUGGAAUCAGCAGAUGGACUGAAAAGGGUCAACGGAGUCAACGGAGUCAAUGGUGCCAAUAUCCAGUGCUUGGUCCUGACAAUCUUUCCUCAGGAAGUGGAAAGGAUGCGGAUGAUUUCUGAAACAUACGCCAAGCAUUGUGACUCUCUCACGUUCUUCAUCAGUUCUCCAUUCGCUCCACCCUCACACUUCAGGGGAUACCGGAUUAUCAACUUGCGGGACGUUUUUGACAUCAGCCUAGAUUCACAACCCACAGAUCAGCCAACUGCAUCAAGCAAGCCAACAGAGCCAAAUACAAUUGAAAAGAUGUUUGCAGCCUUUCGCUUUGCUGGGCUCUUCAUGGAGGGUGCAAUGCCCGAUGUGGUUUGCCGCUUGGAUUCAGACACCCUUUUCCUGCCUCCCAAUCUUCGACGUAUUUUGGCAUGUCGCAAUUUUUCGGCCUCAGAAUUGUGGGCCAUUGGACGCGAGAACUACGGACAUAAGCAUGAACAGCCCGGAAGAGUUUUCCUCAAUGGUGGCACAGGUAUUUGUUUGUCAAGAGAAGCUGUACAGCUUUUGUCGAAGGAAAUGGAAUUGGGAAGAUUUGUGAGGACUACGUCUUCGGGUGCCUGGAACAGUGGUGAAUGUGUUGUUGCACCUGGUCAUUGGGAUGAUGUAG
Cladocopium goreaui is the source of this 1315-nucleotide messenger RNA. NCBI's taxonomy places the organism in Eukaryota, Dinophyceae, Suessiales, Symbiodiniaceae. The record is from the annotation of a GenBank genome assembly.